UUGUGAUCCAUCCAAGUAAUUACCUCUAGAGCUUUGUGCAUCAUAGCGAUCGGCAUUCGAAGCACUAUGAUUGGCUAAGGCUAGAGCUAAGUCGAGAGGUGCGCGAGGCUGACCUGAGCAAGCUUUGGUUGGUCUGGUCCAUACAAACUGAGGCAGCCUUGUCAAGUUGUCAUCUCGGCCUGUCUUUUUUGUCUUCUUCACCACUUCGCGCCUCUCCUUUUUUCCCGGAGCAACCUACGACCUGUGCUUCUUCCCCGCACCAGUUACCUCAAUCGUCGUCGUUUAACCCGAAAACAUAGCCAGCUUCCUAGCUCGAUCGAGCCCAUGGCAGAUUCAGACGGCGAAUACGUCGAGGACCUCUCCGAAGACGAGGAUAUCGGCGGCCAGCGAGUUUCCGCAGUCGAGUCUAGCUAUGGGACGCGCUCCAAGGGGCCGCGGCCCGACGGGUCAAAGAGCAGAAACGGUGGCCGUAGGGUCGGUGGCCGUAGCAGGGCAGCCUGGGAAGACAUCCAACGGUCGUGGGAGCACGUGGUCGAGACGGCGGACGGCAGCAUCAGCGUAGGCAGGCUUCUGGAGGCCGAGAAGAGGCGGCGCCUGCUGCGCGAUACGACGCCGCUGCAGCGAGGCAUCAUCAGGCACCUGAUGCUCGUCAUCGACAUGAGCUUCGCCAUGGCCGAGAAGGACCUCCUGCCGAGCCGAUACAUCCUGACGCUCAACUACGCUGUCGAGUUCGUCCGCGAAUACUUUGAGCAGAACCCGAUCAGCCAGAUGGGCAUCAUCGGGCUGAGGGACGGCGUGGCCGUCAGGAUUAGCGACAUGGGCGGCAACCCCGCCGAGCACAUCGAGCGGCUGCGGGAGUGGGUGGAGGAGCAGGAACCUCAGGGCAACCCCAGCUUGCAGAAUGCGCUCGAGAUGUGCCGCGGUGCUUUAUUCCACGCACCCUCGCACGGCACGCGCGAAGUGCUCAUCAUCUACGGCGCCCUCCUCUCCAGCGACCCGGGCGACAUCCACGACACGAUCGCCAACCUGAUCACCGACCGCAUCCGGGUCUCGGUCAUCGGGCUCUCGGCGCAGGUGGCCAUCUGCGAGGAGCUGUGCAGCAAGACCAACGGGGGCGACGACGGGUCGUACGCCGUGGCGCUGCACGAGCAGCACUUCCGCGACCUCCUCCUGGCGGCCACGACGCCGCCCGUCACGCAGUCGGCCGAGCAGCAGCACGCCAGCCUGCUCAUGAUGGGCUUCCCCAGCCGCGCGCUCGCGCCCGAGGACCACGUGACCGUCUGCGCCUGCCACAACCGGCCGGGCCGCGAGGGGUACGCCUGCACCCGCUGCCGCGCAAAGGUCUGCCGCCUCCCCGCCGAGUGCCCGUCCUGCGGCCUGACCCUGAUCCUGAGCACCCACCUCGCCCGCUCGUACCACCACCUGUUCCCGCUGCGCAGCUGGGUCGAGGUGCCGUGGGUCGACGCCGAGCGGUCGGUGGCGUGCCACUCGUGCCUCGACCCCUUCCCGCCAGUCUCGAAAGCGAGGUUGAAAGGCAAGGGGAAGCAGCAGCAGCAGCAGGCCCAAGGGCAUGGCGUCGCUGCGCCGGCGCCGGCCGCGCCGGAGGUCAGGGGCGUCAGCGAGAGUGGCCGGUACGCCUGCCAGGUUUGCGGGAACCACUUCUGCAUCGACUGCGACGUGUUCGCCCACGAGGUCAUCCACAACUGCCCCGGGUGCCAGAGCGACACGCGGGCCUGGCAGGCCGCCGAAGCUGAGGCCGAGGCCGCCGGCGCCAACGGCGACGCCGGCGCAUCGGCGGAGGCGAAUGGGGAUGGCCGGGCGAACGGGGUGAUGGCUGUGGAUCCGCCGAACGCGGGUGCCUACAUAGCCGCGCAAGUGGGUUGAUGGAUGGGUGUGCAUAUAUACGUAUAUUGAUAGGGCUUCGGGUUCCCAUCCAUCGAUCACCUGAAAGGGGGGGCUUGUUCUGACUAAGGGGGGAUGAUUCAUUGCUACGGCGUCGUGGGGUUGAGGGCGGGUUAGAUGCCUUUUUGUUGUUAAGGGGGAAACAUGGAAAUUGGGUGCAUCACACAAAAGUCAUGGGACAGGAAUGGCAAGCUACAUUUGCAUUUUGUUUUAGUAUUCGCUGGCGGACUAUAUUGCCUCGCGAGCUUUU
Molecule: messenger RNA, 2152 nt
Organism: Phialemonium atrogriseum
Lineage: Eukaryota; Fungi; Ascomycota; Sordariomycetes; Cephalothecales; Cephalothecaceae
Product: TFIIH basal transcription factor complex p47 subunit
Exons: 2
Coding region: 325-1884 (519 amino acids)
Biological process (GO): DNA-templated transcription; regulation of transcription by RNA polymerase II; nucleotide-excision repair
Cellular component (GO): transcription factor TFIIH core complex; transcription factor TFIIH holo complex
Molecular function (GO): zinc ion binding
Source: RefSeq, a predicted model, not a curated record